AAUGAGAUAAGUCACUCUCUCUGUGUAAACAUCAUCUGCCUCAACUUGGCUCAAGAGUCGAGACUUCAAGAUAAAUAAAUAAAAAUACUACUAUCUUGUGAUCUGCUACUUGCAUCUAAUGCCACAUUUAUUUCAGUGUUAGUACUUGUAUUUCAACAUUAUCUUCUUCUUUCUAUUUAUAGUAAGACCAUAAAUAUACCAGCCAGGGGAUUGGCUAACGACCAAAGGGAGAAAGUGAAGGCUUAGUGGGGUUGAAGAAUGGAGAAAGAAGAUUUGAAAUGGGAGCUAAAUGAGGUGGAACUAGCAGAAGAAGAAGAAGAGUUGGUGGGUCUUCAACUAAGAAGCUCUAAAGCUACUAAAGAAUUAACCAAUGGGAAAAUUCAGACAAAUGGGCAUUCAAAUUCUUCCCCAAAGUUCACUAAUGGAACAGAAAAAUCUGAUCUUGGUGAUGUACAAGAAAGUUCAGAGGAGAAACUUUCAGAUUCCAAUUAUGGGGUUGAAGUUGAAGAGGAAACAGAACCAAAAGAAGUGUCAGUUCAGCAAGUUUUAGCUUCAAUUAAUGGGGUUGAAGAGGGAACUGAAGCUCAAAAAGAGUCAAAACAGCAUCUUGUGAUAUCAAGUAAUGGAACAGAAAAAUCUGAUCUUGGUGAGGAACAAGAAAGGUCAGAGGAGCAGCUUUUAGCUAAUAAUGGGGUUGAAGUUGAAGAGGGAACUGAACCACAAGAAGUGUCAGUUCAGCAAGUUUUAGCUUCAAAUAAUGGGGUUGAAGAGGGAACUGAAGCUAAAGAAGAGUCAAAACAGCAGCUUGUUAUUUUGACUAAUGGGACUGAAAUAUCUGAUCUUGAUAAUGAACAAGAAAGAUCGGAGGAGCAGCUUUCAGAUUCCAAUAAUGGGGUUGAAGUUGAAGAGGGAGCUGAACCAAAAGAAGAGUCUUUACAGCAGCUUGUAGCUUCAAAUAAUGGGGUUGAAGAGGGAACUGAAGCUAAAGAAGAGACAAAACAACAGUUUAUGAUAUCAACUAAUGGGACUGAAAAAAUUGAUCUUGAUUAUGAACAAGAAAGGUCAGAGGAGCAGCUUGCAGAUUCCAAUAAUGGGGUUGAAUCUGAAGAAGGAAAAGAACAAAAAGAAGUGUCAGUUCAGCAGGUUGUAGCUACAAAUAAUGGGGUUGAAGAGGAAACUGAAGCUAAAGAAAAGUCAAAACAGCAUCUUGUGACAUCAACUAAUGGGACUGAAGAAGGGCCCUUCAAAUCAGGCCAUUCAGUUUAUUAUGACAAAGAUGAAGGAAUAUGGAAGUGUCGAGUCUGCAGUUGGACUUUUCAAGGCAAAAGCAUAAGUAUUGAUUGGACAAAGAUUCCUAGGGGCCACUUGCAUAAGCUGAUGAAUUACCCAAUGUUUGAUCAGAGGGGACUUUUAUUCAGUUUUGGAAGUGAAGAUAGUAACUUCACUUCUAUACCUUCCAUAAAGGAGAAGAUCGAUAAAAAAUCAGGAGAUGACGGAGUUCAGGAGAGUGCUGUUCUGGACAUUCAACUUAAUGGAUAUUUGAAGAGUGACAACUUAUCAAAUUCAGGUGCUCAGCCAUCCAAAUAUCUUUCAGAAGAUCACAGUGUAGUUCAUAAGUCCACAUCCAUUGAAGAAAUAGAAAGUGCAGACACUGACCUGAUAAAUGACAGUGACACUGAUGUAAAAGAUUAUGAUGUUGAGAAUGUACUUCAGAAGCAGAAUACACAUGAUCUUUAUUGCCCUAAUUGCAAGUCGUGCAUUACUAGGAGGGUUAUUCUUCGUAAAAGAAAACGAAAGAUUCGAAUUUCUGGUGAUGAUGUCAAGCGUAACAAACUCGAAGGUGUAGUUGACUACAAAGUGGAUGCUAGUCAUGCACAGGCAACUAGUGAUCAAGUACGCGAUCGAGCCGACACUUCUCUUGAUGGUACUCCACAAUUGGCAGCGGAUGAUUACCAGCCUGAUAGAGAGCCAGAGAUAUUCAGAUGCCUAUCAUGCUUCAGCUUUUUUAUUCCAACAGGGAAUGGAUUCAAGCUGUUCCGAUUUUUUGGAGAGAAAGGUGAUAAACAAAAUGUCAAAGGUGAACAGAUACCUACGACGAACAAAAAUUGGUUCUCCUCUAUCUUUGCAUCAGAUAAGGGAAAAGCAUCAGUUGAGAAAGGAAGUGGUAUUGGGGCAAAUGCAGUGAAAAAUGAUGCCAGAGUACUUACGCCAUCAGAUAAUUUCAAAGAUCAGAGUGCCAAGCCCUUAGUAAUUAGGGAAUCAGCCCCGCCUGCAUAUUCCAGCAGUGGAACUCAGGAAGCUGGAGGGAAAAUUUUAGGAUCAGAGAACCAAGAUGCAAAAAUGAAGGGGAAAAUGGCGAUUGAUAUAGUGGGUAAAUCAGAGAAUGCAACAAAGACUCAACCAGGAGUUUCUGUCUUCGACAUCUUUGAAGAAGGGAUCCGUAAUCUGCCAGAUGUUGCAGCCUCUUCUGAGAAAGUUCGAGGAAAUGAUAGGAAUGAUGAGCUGUUAAGAACUGCUGGCAGAAUUCAAGUUAGUAAUGGAAAUCUUGCGCAGGAGAGUCUGCCAGCAUCUCAACAAACUGGAUCAAAGGUUCUGAUAACUUCAACAAAGGAGGAGUCUCUAACUAUUGAGAAAUCAGGGACUGAGUUAAAAUCUGAUGUGAUGAUAACUUCAACAAAGGAGGAGUCUCUAACUAUUGAGAAAUCAGAGACUGAGUUCAAAUCUGAUAUGACGUUACUAAAUAAAGGUCCAGAUAAUGAGUCCCUUCUGUCUUCGGCAACCACAGCUUUUGCACUCAAUGGCUUAGAUGGAAAUGGGAAACCCAAGUUUUUGACAGAAAUCCCUCAAGAACACGAGCAAAAUAUCAAAGCCAUGCUUCCCUCUGAGUCUCCGGUGGAAAACAAUGGCAAUAAUUUUCAACUUAGUAAUAAAGAUGGUUCGGAUCCUUAUGAAAUUUCUCAACAUACCAUCACAAAGACCAAAUUUGAGAUCCACUCGAAGCAGCCUUUAAAAGUUGAUAAGGAUGCAUUAUUUUCAUCGGUAAAGGAUGCUUUAUCAAUUCACGAUGCACCAGUUAACAUCACCAACAUUUCUGUGGAAGCAGCUGCAAAUGGCAUUGCAGGCAAGGAUACUGUUAUAACUGUGGAAGCAGGGCAUGAAACUACAGAAACUUCACCAAAUCUAGUUACUCAAAUCCAUUUUGUUGAACAACAAGGAACUGAUGCUGCAGAAGGUUACAGAAUUGAGAUCAUUAAAAGCAUUAUAUUUGGGGGUUUAGCUGAGUCAAUUACAAGCUUAAGUGUUGUAUCAUCUGCAGCUGGUGGCGACACAACUACAUUGAACAUUUUAGUUCUGGGAAUGGCUAAUCUGAUUGGUGGACUUUUCAUCAUUUUCCACAAUAUUUGGGAGUUGAAAAGAGAUCGUUAUGAGCAAGCCAGCAACCAGAUAAUGGAGAGACAUGUAGAUAGGUAUCGACAACUACUAGGGCGGAGAGAAAACUUCACACUGCAUGCCGUAGUUGCUGUACUAUCAUAUAUCAUAUUUGGACUAGUCCCUCCAAUAGUCUUCGGCUUCUCAUUCCGCAAGAGUGAUGACAGGGAAUUCAAACUUGUGGCAGUUGCUGCAGCUUCGCUUGCAUGCAUCUUAAUACUGGCAAUUGGAAAGGCUUAUGUUCAGAGAGCACCCAAACCUUACUUCAAAACUAUAGCUACUUACAUUAUUUUGGGGUUCACUGUUUCGGGUGUGUCUUAUGCAGCAGGUAUAUUAUUCAAGAGACUGCUGGAAAAGCUUGGGUUUUUCCAGCCAAGUUCAACAGUAAACCUGCUCCUACCGGAGAUACCAGGCUCUGGAGGAGCCUGGGCGUCCUUAUGAUGAAUACCUGUAAGGCUGUAACCUCCCAGAGUAUCCUCUAGUUCUUUGUGAUUUCCUUUGGCAUUUUUGUUUAGCUUUAGCCUGUACACAUACUCCUCCACUGUUAUUUUGAGUUUAGUUGUCGGCGAAUGGAAGAAAUAGAAACCCUGAUCUGACUGUAAAAUGAAAGGGAAUCUCAGAUUUAUAACAUUUCUUUGAGUAAAUUGAAAUAAACUUUUUUACA
Nicotiana tabacum (common tobacco) is the source of this 4093-nucleotide messenger RNA. RefSeq lists its product as uncharacterized. The record is from RefSeq and is a predicted model, not a curated record. Lineage: Eukaryota; Viridiplantae; Streptophyta; Magnoliopsida; Solanales; Solanaceae.